GACUUUGUUGACUCGAAUUGAUGGGUCCUUCUCAAACAAAUUCUAGAACAGACCUAUCAACAAGAAUUAUCCAUUUCACAUGCAGCAGCAACCUACGUGUCACAGUACCCGUUGCCACCUGUCCCACAUGAACUCCAACAGUUGCCACAUAACAUCAGAAAUGAAACCAACACGUAACCAAAACCCCCAUGCACCAAAUAUAAAACCAUACUUUCAUGUACAAUUUCAAAAACCACACAGUCAAAAAGAUCACAGCAAAGGAGCAAAAAGAAAAAGAAAAAGCAAAACCCAAUGGAGGUUCAUGGGAAGCAGCAGGCCUCAGGCACCAAGGUGGUCUUGGCAGCCAUGGGAGGCUUGGCAAUUGGAGGGUCGCUUGUGUUCUUGAUGGGUUUCAGUUUCUUGGCCUCACUGACGCUUCUGGUUUUGAGCUCACCGCUUCUGUUGAUCUUCAGCCCUUUGCUGUUUUUUGCUGGGUUUGUGUUUGUGGGAGCAGUGGUUGGGUUUGCUGUGGCUGGAGCCAUGGCCCUCACAGGCAUGUCUACUUUGGGGUGGAUUUUUCAGGAGCUAGGAGGCACAAGUCUUUUGGGAUUUGGUGGUGGUCUGGCCGAGAGAUUGAAGGAACAAGGAAAAGAUUGGGCUGGGUUCUUGCAGCAUGGGAAUGAGCAAGGCAUCAAGAUCGCUCGUAGAGGCCAGAACUUAUUAGUUGUGUAGAUAGCUGUGUGUUGGUUUUCUUUGUCCCUGUAAAAGUUGCUCCAAAUUCAGUAAGAUAUAUUCUCAGUGUUGAGUAAUAAUAAAUGGAAUGAUUAACAAUUUUCAUGGGAUGAUUGGAAAUGAACACCCCACAAAACUGAUUGGAAAAACGAACCCUAUACUGCAUAGAAUAUGGCCACUUAUAAGAUGGUUCUAGAUAUCUGUAAUAUCCUCUAAUUUCAAGACAUGGAUUUAGUUUCAAGACAUGAAUUUAGUCAAGUCGGUUUUGACUAGAGUAUUAAAGUAUAAUAUUA
This is a messenger RNA of Prunus persica (peach), 1004 nucleotides long. RefSeq names its product oleosin S1-2. The transcript has a single exon. The coding region runs from base 292 to 711 and encodes 139 amino acids. Lineage: Eukaryota; Viridiplantae; Streptophyta; Magnoliopsida; Rosales; Rosaceae. Gene Ontology annotation, cellular component: monolayer-surrounded lipid storage body; membrane. The record is from RefSeq and is a predicted model, not a curated record. Gene Ontology annotation, biological process: lipid storage.